Messenger RNA from Xylona heveae TC161, 2300 nucleotides. RefSeq names its product RNA binding protein-like protein Ligatin/Tma64. The record is from RefSeq and is a predicted model, not a curated record. Bases 165 to 2138 code for a protein of 657 amino acids. NCBI's taxonomy places the organism in Eukaryota, Fungi, Ascomycota, Xylonomycetes, Xylonales, Xylonaceae. Gene Ontology annotation, molecular function: translation initiation factor activity. The transcript has 5 exons. Gene Ontology annotation, biological process: translational initiation; formation of translation preinitiation complex.
GCCACCACGAGCUCUAUCGUCAUAAAACCCCACGACGCGGAAAGUGCCGCACAGACGCACUACCACUGCUACGAAAAAGGAAAACAGUUGUAGUAGAAGCCGACUUCACAGAAUUCCAUCUCCUAUUUCUUUUUUGAGAAUAUUUUGUCUGCUUAGCUUCUAUCAUGUUCAAGAAAAAGCCCAAUAUUAAACCAUUCUCCCCGCUGCGCUCGUCUGAGCGCCGCCGAGUUGCGGACCAAAUCAUUGCAGACUUCAAAUUGGAGAUUCCAGCAAGCCAGGAUAAGCCUGAGUCAGAGCAAUCGACGCCUGCACCCACCGUAUCUACCCUUCGAAAUGCUCUCCUCCCGGACAAUACAAUGUCCGCAAGAUUCACUACCACUGCGGGGCCCAACCUGAAGCAGGUCUCUGGAACAGUCUAUGCUGGCACACAUGAUGGCGAGGACAAUAGGAUACUUUGGAUUAAAGUAGAAGAUCGGAUGUAUCCGACCGUGUACACGUUAUGGCGGAACCCUAAUAUUGUCCCUCUUCUACAUACACCGAGUUUCGUACUAGAAAAACUUCAAGGCGGUGCGGAUCUCAUGACACCUGGUCUGACAAGAGGUCCCCCUUUUCCAACAAAUGCCACAAAAGGAGCUGUGGUCGCAAUCGCAAGUCAUGAAAAUCCCACUGUUCCGUUAGCUGUCGGAGUGUGCGAAAUCGAUGUCAGCAGCUUGCAGAAAGCACGAGGAGAAAAAGGCAAAGCUGUACAUCCGGUACAAUGGGAAGGGGAUGAAAUUUGGGCUUGGAACCCGGACGGGAAGGCUGGACGAGCGGCGCCAAACUCUCUUGACGGCUGGGCGGUAACAGGUGCGGAUGAUUCAGACCUCGAGGAAGAAUUGGGAGAGCUCUCUAUAAGUGACGAGGAGGAAGGAGCGGGGACACACGGUCAAGGUGUAUCUUUGGGGGGAGAGCAGGAGUCGGCAGAGGAACGAGGCCCGGCAGGAGAGGAAGAAUCCGCUAUGCAGGAUGAGAAGCCUUUUGACGAGGUCGAAGUUGAGGACAAGGAGCUGACCACAAGAGAAAUCGAUGAUGCCUUCCGGAAAGCGUUCUUGUACGGCUUAUACCAUCAUAAAACAACCAACAAAGAGCCGCCACACCAUGGGCUUGUCUUCCCGCUGACCCAGUCAUUUGUCAUAGCCAAUCUUGUGCUGCCAUACCUACCCGCAUAUACACCAGCGCAGGCAUCAUCUUUACAAAUCAAAAAGACAAGCUGGAAGAAUGUCAAAAAGUUUAUCAAAACUCUUGACAAGGAGCUUUUGGUCAAAUCAAAGGACCGCAGCGGAGGAGAAAUUGUCAUCAUGGACGUCGACUUUGAUGAUCAAGCAUUACUCAACUUUGUUCCUUACCGGCUUCCGAAAAAGGAGGCUCCCUCUGCUGGAGCGGAUCGUGCAGGCGCAGCAGCUCGAACUGCUGCCUCCAGUGACCCUGGACGAGAUGAUUCGAUUGGACAGAAGCUGACCAAGGUCAAUCUCUACAAGCCAAAGGACAAGUUCGCUCCUCUCUUCGAAGCUUCUGGAUCCAGUGUCAAAGCCGCCUAUGUGGCUAGCGAAAUCCGCAUCAUUGUUACAGCAUAUAUUGAGUCCGAAAACCUCAUUGCAUCGACCAAUAAGCGGCUGGUCAACUUAAACCCCAUCUUGGCAAAUGCCGUUUUUGAUGGCCAGUCACCAAUGGAUCGUGAGGUCCUUGCGAAAGGAGCUGUACCAAGAGACGCCCUUGUCGAGCGCGUUCUCCAAGGCUGCGCAAAUUACUGGGCCAUCUUACGCGGAAACGAGAGCAUGGACCAGGUCAAGCCAAAGUCUGGAGCUGCGCCCAAGGUGCAAAUUGUGCUAGAGACUCGCUCAGGAAACAAGACGGUCACAAAAGUAUCUGGCGUCGAAGCGUUCUAUAUCAAACCCAACCCUCUUGCGGAUGAAUUACGCACAGCUUGCGCCGGUUCAACCAGCGUCGGACAAUUAGUUGGAAGUAGCCCCAAGCAUCCAGUCAUGGAGAUUAUGGUGCAAGGUCCACAAAAGGAUGCUGUUAUCAAGGCGCUAGAGAAGCGGGGCAUAAGCAGACAGUGGGUCGAGAUCGUCGACAAGACGAAGGGCAAGAAGCGAUAAUGCCAUGCCUUUUUGUAUUUCAGCGUAUAGUUUUGGACAUAUGACUCUUUUCGAGGACGCUGGGUCUCUCGUAUCUCUCGAAAGUAAUGUUUUUGUAAUUAAGCCCAGUCACGCGCAAAUAGAGGACUCCACGAUGAAUAACACAUAUACCUUGCCAAACAC